AUGCUCUCGCUCUCCACUCCUUCCUCGCCCCCGUCACCAACUCGUCCCGGCGCCGUCGGCCUCCUUCGUGGAGCCGCAGGGCGGCGCGACGCGCCGCUCACCGCCGCGCUCCACGCCGCCCUCCUCAAGUCCGGCGCGCUCCACUCAUCCCAGCCCCUCACCGCGUCCAACUCCCUCUUGCACGCCUACGCCCAAUGCGGCCUCCACUCCCACGCGCUCCACCUGCUCGACGAAACGCCGCGCCGUGACGCCGCCACCUACUCCACCCUCAUCUCGCUCCACUGCCGCCUCGGCGUGCCCCUGGACGCCUUCCGCGCCUUCGUGGACAUGCUGGCCCAGGACGACGGCGCCGUCCGCGCCAACGAGUUCACGGUGGCCGCGCUCCUGCAGGCCUGUGGGCUCGCCAAGGUCGAGAGGCUGGGCAGGAUGGUGCACGGCUACCUUGUGACAAAUGGGUUCUGCGCUGACCCGUUUGUGGUCGGCUCGUUGAUCAACAUGUACGCCAAGGCUGGGGAUGUGGCCAGCGCGCGGAGGCUGCUUCUCCGGUUGGCUUGCAGGGAUGUUGUUUCUUGGACUGCUGUUAUAUCUGGGUGCGUGCUCAAUGGGAUGCUAGCGGAUGCUCUCAAUGUGUUCGUCAUGAUGCUGGAAGACGGUGUCCUUCCCAACAAUGUUACCAUGUUGAGUGUUAUUCAGGCGUGCUCUUUGAUGGGCCCCUCGGGAUUGUUCAGUCCCGUGCACGCUCUUGUUGUUCGGCUGGGGCUGGAGGACGAUGUUUCGGUGGGGAAUUCUCUCAUAAUGAUGUAUGCGAAGAAUGGCUUAGUUGAAGAGGCUGCACUGCUUUUCGAGGAUCUGUACCUCAGGAGAGGGAACGUGUGCUCUAAGGCUGAUGUUCUUGGCGCGCUUAUUUACGGCUGCACCGUUUCAGGGUCCCUGCUUCAUGGGAGGGAAAUCCAUGCACACUUGAUUAAAUUGAGCGCUCUCCCAAGCAUCAGCAUUGAAAACUGUCUCAUGGGCAUGUAUGCUAGAUUCGAGCAAGUUGAUGCAGCGUAUUUUGUGUUCAAAGGCAUGAAAGUUAAGGAUAUUGUUUCAUGGAACACCAUGAUCUCAUGCCUCGCCAGGAGUGACUAUGUAAAUGAAGCCUUGGAGCUUUUCAGCGCUCUCCAUAGUGGUGGUGGUGGUGGCGGUGGCCUUGUGCCUGAUUUUGUCACGGUCUUGAGCGUAGUCCAGGCAUGCUCCAGUGCUGGAUCACUUCUACAAGGGCAGAUGCUCCACGGGUACAUUGUAAAAUUUGGUUUUGUGCAUGAUGUCUCGAUCUGCAAUGCUCUAAUAAUCAUGUACGCAAAGUUAGGGAUAAUUGAUUCCGCUGAGCAGAUCUUCCGGAAGAUGGAUGUUAAGGACCUUGUUUCCUGGAAUUCGAUGAUCCAUGCAUAUGGGAUACACGGAGAUGGUCAUUCGGCUCUAAAGUAUUUCCGCCAGCUGACAGAUGUUGGAGUGCAUGCUCCUAAUGCUAUUACUUAUUUGCAUGUGAUAUCUGCAUGUAGUCACUCUGGUUUGAUUUCAGAAGGAUACAAGUGCUUUGAAAGCAUGAGAAAGGACCAUGACAUUGAGCCUGCCAUGGAUCAUUAUGCUUGUGUAGUGGAUCUGUUUGGAAGGUCUGGGAGAUUUACUGAGGCCGAAGAAUUCAUCAGGGAUAUGCCUGUUCCUCCCAACUCAUCCAUUUGGGGAGCUUUGCUGGCUGCUUGCCAGCUUCAUGGGAAUGUUGAUCUUGCUGAAAAGGCUGCUAAGGAAUUAUUAGUCUUAGAGCCCGACAGUGAUAUAUGGAGAGUCUCCUUGUCAAAUAUCUACGCAUCGGCUGGGAGAUUUAAAGACUCUACAAAGAUUAGGGCUGAAAUGAAGAGAGUCGGUUUAAAAAAGGAGAUUGGGUGGAGUUUUGUUGAUGUAGGAGGGGUUGAGGGUUAUAAGUUUGUGUCGGGAGAUACAAGGCAUCAUGACGCUGAAAAAAUAUAUGCAGUGUGGCACAGUAUGAAGAAGCAUAUGUCAGAUGUAGCUGGUGAUGUGCAUCAACUGAGUCUAGUGAGUGUAAAUUAG
Lolium perenne is the source of this 2088-nucleotide messenger RNA. Its product is annotated as pentatricopeptide repeat-containing protein At1g11290, chloroplastic. Lineage: Eukaryota; Viridiplantae; Streptophyta; Magnoliopsida; Poales; Poaceae. Gene Ontology annotation, biological process: RNA modification. Gene Ontology annotation, molecular function: RNA binding; protein binding. The record is from RefSeq and is a predicted model, not a curated record. Gene Ontology annotation, cellular component: intracellular membrane-bounded organelle.